Messenger RNA from Cyclocybe aegerita, 747 nucleotides. Lineage: Eukaryota; Fungi; Basidiomycota; Agaricomycetes; Agaricales; Hemipholiotaceae. The record is from the annotation of a GenBank genome assembly.
AUGAAAGGUGUGGCCCUCAUCACUGGUGCAUCCCGUGGUAUUGGUCGCGCGAUCGGUCUGCGCCUCUCAAGAGACGGGUAUCGCGUCGCACUGAACGACCUUGCAUCCCAGAGGAACGCUCUUGAGGACCUUCAAACUGAGAUCUCAGCGGCAGGGAGGAAGUCCUCGCUCUAUUUCGGUGAUGUUUCCGAAGAAGAGGAGGUGAAAGGGAUGGUGGAGAACGUGGUGAAGGACAUGGGCGCGCUCAACGUGAUGAUUGCGAAUGCUGGAAUCUGUUUCUAUACACUAGACCCUUUCGUCGAAACCCAAACCGAGGACUUCCGGCGUACGCUCGCGGUGAACACUUUCGGUGUUUUCUUCUGCUACAAGUACGCAGCACGGCAAAUGAUUACCCAAGGAAAAGGUGGCAGGAUAAUCGGUGCUGCGUCUAUCGGCGCGAAGCAAGGUUCAGCGGUUAUGAGCCCGUACGCGACGAGUAAGUUCGCUGUGCGAGGGCUGACCCAGUGUGCUGCCGCUGAUUUGGCAAAACAUCGCAUAACGGUAAAUGCAUACGCUCCUGGCGCCACCGAGACCAAAAUGUUGGAUGGUGUUAGAGCGAUAAUACCAGAGGUCGCAGUCGUUCCCCCCAUCGGUCGUGAUGGGAAGCCCGAAGAUAUCGCCGGCUUGGUGUCGUACUUGGUCUCACCAGAGGCCGAGAUGAUCACAGGCCAGACAAUUUCCAUCAACGGCGGUACUUUCUUCGAUUAA